Pocillopora meandrina is the source of this 11575-nucleotide messenger RNA. The record is from the annotation of a GenBank genome assembly. Lineage: Eukaryota; Metazoa; Cnidaria; Anthozoa; Scleractinia; Pocilloporidae.
GAAACCAAGAUGUCCGCUGUCUUAGAUGAGUUUUUUGUUCGAUAUGGAAAGCUCCACUGGGCAAUCACUAACAGGACAGUUGAAUGUAACGGGUAUCAUUGAUUCUGGAAUUUCUGUAAACUUGCUUCUGCUCGGCGAAAAUUUGGUGGAAAAGGCUUUUGAAGAAGCCUUAGAAGUGGUUCGUGAAUACAACUAUAGCGAGGUAAGUUUCAAUGGUGCAGGUAACUUUGUUUGUAUUUUGUGGUCACUGAAGUUCAUAAGAAUGGAAAAGUGAAGUGAAGUCGUAAAGUUGUCAUAUCAACAGAAGCGACCAUUGGAAUCCAAGUGUUUAGUAAACAGAGUAUGUUUGCCAAAGGGAAUAUACAUACUUUAAGUUUUAAAAGUUCAAAUGGCUAGUUAGGAAACCAGACAAACUACGGAUACUGUGAAUGAAAAAGUGAUCAUUAACUUUUUUCAGCCCCUAUGAAUUAACGGCUUAAACUGAGUUUUAGGACAAAAAAUUGAGAGGGAACAUCAGAUGUGUAAUCUAAUCUUCUCCUCAUUUGUGUUUGUGAUAUUCUGCAUAUCAGCUAAUUAAGCCUGUACCAAGCACAUCAAAAGCUUUAUUUUACCACUUUUUCGUGUUACAUUGCUACAAAUCAUUAUUCAAAUGCUGUUGUUAUUUGUGACUUUAGUUUGGUAUUAACUUUAGCCAAUUUCAGGCAAAUUAUUUAAUUUGAGUUGUAAUAAGGUCUAUGCGAACAAUUGAUAUUGUUACGGCCAUGUUGAAUCACAGUUAAGUGGGUUUAUAUGCGUGAAAGAGUGGAGGGUGGGGGGGGGGGGGUGGGUUGAAGAGGGGAAAUUUUCAGCUGUAGUUGUAGUUGUUAGAAAUCUAAGCCCUGGAGCAUAGGAUAAAUUAGAGAUCUAGGACCUAAACACUUUUUCUUUUUUUUCUGUGAGGAAAAAUAUGCCCUUAGAAUUGUUUCCAAACUGUGGAGUUUGCUUCUGUCUUGAAGGGAGGUACCACAUUGUUAGAGUCUCUCCUAGAUGUUAAGAUCCUUCAAUCUGUGAAAAUGAUCCAGAAUUUGAUUUAAUAAGGUUUGCUCCACCUUGCUCUGUGAUUGGUCAAGAAAACUUGCACCACCUUCUCUACCAGUCAGAUGCAAAACUAAAACCAAUCAUGGCUUGGACACUUUCUUUUCCUUUUUUUUACCUUGAGUUCUCUGUCUGACUUCCUUUGAUAUUUGCUGUAAUGAUUACAUGUACUGCAUACUUUGGUUUUUGUUUUGCCACACUCAGUCAAUAAGUGCUUUCAUCUCUUAAGUACUGAUUAAGAUGUUUAUGAAUGGGUAUGACUCAGUUGACAAUCCUUUUUCAUCAGAUGUCUUAUUUGCUUUCAGGUUUUAUCAAAUACCAGUAAACAACUCAGAGACAGUGAAGUAAAUAAAUCAAUUAAUGAGCCUGGAUUGAAUAUGGACAACUUUAACGUUGCACAGACAGAAGAACAGAGAAAGGAAGCUACUGAUGAUGAGUUUGAUGUAGUUGAUGCUGCACAAAUUUCAAACUUUCCUGCAAGCAACAUAAAGAUAAGUGAGAGCCCUUUGACAGGAAUGCAGGAUCAGUCUAAGGAUAAAAAUAUUAAGGGAUCAGACUCCAUCAUUCCUCAAAUAGAGGUUGACACUGUAACUACACUAAGUGGUUCAAGUGCUGAAGAGGGCAAUGGCAAGGAAGAGAAAAAGAGGAAGAAAUUAAGAAAGAAAAAACAAACAGGAUCAGGAGGAUCAGAGCAAGAUGAUGAUGACAAAGAUGAGCUGAAAGAUCAAAUUGAUAAACUGAAAAGAGAAAAUGAGAACAUGAAAAAGGACAUUGAAAGUUUGUCAAAGGAAAAAUUGUCUUUAGAGGAGAGACUGGGGGAGGAAAGUAGCAAGAGGGCAAAUGAAAAUGAGGAGCUGAAAAAUGAGCUAGAUAAAUUAAGGAGAGAGAAUGAAAGAAUGAAAUGGGAAAAAGAAAGUUUGUCAAAGGAAAAAUCAUCAUUGGAGGAUAAACUUGGAGAGGAAGAUAGCAAGAGAGCAGAUGAAAAAGAUGAGAUGAAGGUUGAAUUUGAUAAACUAACGAGAGAACAUGAAAACAUGUCACAGCAAAUUGAAAGUUUGUCAAAGGAAAAAUCAUCUUUGGAGGAGGAACUCAAUGAGGAAAGGAGGAAGGAAGAGGAUAAAGACAAAGUUAUCAAGGAACUUGAAAUUAAAUUAGACAGCUUAAAAAAAGAGAAUGAAAACCUGACAGAGAAAAACUUGUCCUUGGAGAAAGGCAUAGAGGAAAAAAAGGAUAAAGUAAAGGUAAAUGUAAUUAAAGCUGAUCUAGAGGUCUGUUGAUUAUCUAAAAUAUACACAGCCCAAUUAAAGUAGACUUUGUCACAAUAACAGGUCUACUAUAUUGUUUUAAACAAUCAACGAAAUGAACUCUGUCACAAGAAAAUACCUCAACCAGCCCAGGUCUCAAUCUCUUUUUUGAUAAGUGGCUGCUGAUGGUGUGAUAUAGGCUGCUGUGUUGUAAAGCAGAACUUGAACAUGAUAGCCCACUGACAAACACUGAACAGCUGGUAGUAAGAGGUCUUGCUUUUACUAAAACCUCGUUAAAACCCUCAAAUAUUAAACUUUUUGAGGCAGUGGCAGGAAAUAACAGAUACAGAUGAAUUAGGAAUUGGAGCUUUCACUUUAAAAUAGUUUAAUUGAACCACAAAUUUGAUUUUAAAAAACAUUUGCAUUUAAAUUAUGUAUUUUAUUCUUUAAGACACUUACAGAUCAACUACAACAAGAAAAAGAAGUCCAUGAACAAGCUAUUACAAACCAGACACCUGAAAAAGAUCAGCUUGUUACUCAACUAAAAGAAGAAAUUUCCAAACUUCAAGUCCGAAUUACAGAACUAGAAAAUGGCCUAGAAAAUGCUCAAAAAGAAAAGGAAGAAACAAUUACUUCUUCAAAAGAGAAAGUUAAACAACUUGAAGCUGAGAACAGAAGUAAGGAACAACAGCUAGAGGAUGCCAAGGAGGAUGUGAACAGGUCAAUGACUUCUUUGCGUGAUCAAGAAGAGAUGGCUAGUGGCCUGAAAGAAGAGAAUGAAUUGCUUAAGAGUCAAGUUUCUUCGCUGGAAGAAGAAAUUAAAAAAAGCAAGGAAGAACUAGAAAAAGCGCAGGAAAAAGAACGAAAGGUUCUUCUACAAGAAAAAUCCAAACUUCAGAAGGAACUCAACAAUGCUAAAACUCUAAAUAGUCAUCAAGACAAUGCUGUUCAGAAGCUCAAGAAUGAGAAGACUGAGUUGCAAGAGAAGAAUAGAAAACUGGAAGAGGAGCAGAGAUCAUUAGCUGAGCAGAAAAUUACGAAAGAAUCUCAGAGAAAACUGCAGGAAAGGAUCCAUGAGCUGGAGGAUAAGGUGAUCAAAGUCAAUGAAGAUAAAAAAAAGGUUAAAGCAGAUUAUGAAGAGGCUGUGAAAGCUUUGGAAGCUGUAGACAAAGUGGUAAGUUGUAAAAGUUGUAGAACCUUAUUGUAAGUAUUAACUCUUUACACCCGAACAUCAGUUAAUAUUUACAAGUUGUCUAUACUGCUGUCUAAGUAUACAGCUAUGAAGAGGUUGUAAUAGCUUUGGAAGUUGUAAACAAAGUGGUAAGUUGCAAAAGUUUUAGAACCUUAUUGUAAGUAUUAACCCUUUACACCCUAACAUUAGUAUAUAUUUGCAAGUUGUCUAUACUGCUGUCUAAGUACAUGGCUAUGAAGAGGUUGUAAAAGCUGUAGACAAAGUGGUAGGGUACAAAAAAUAUUGUAGAAUUCUGAACCAUCUUAUAAGGAACCAACUCUAAUUACACCUAACACCAGUAUGCUAAUACUCUAAAAAAAAAAGUAUACUGUUGUCUAUACAUUUUCUUUGGUAUUUACAAAGAGAAUUUGGCUAACAAACAAGAGGCUCUUACAACCUUAAUUUUUAAUUCAGGGGCCUUAAAAUGGUAGGUGCAUAUUUGUGGUGGGCGCUAGUCUGAGGUUGGGGGCUAAAUUGAGUAACUAUUGUCACUUACAGUAAUUCAAGUGUUGUGUAAAUCAAUCUGUCAAGAAUAAAUGUGUUGUGCAUUUAAUUUGUAACACUACUUUUAUAUUUUUGCCACAGUAUCGUGUCAGAGAGGAUACUCUAGAAAAAUACAAAGCUGACUAUGAAGAUGCCAUGGACUUGAUUAAAAAAAGUAAGCUCAUACUGCAGUGGUAAAUAAAUAUUAUUUAGUACAAAUAUUUUAUCAAAUAUGAUAUUUUUGACCAGAGAAUGGUAUUUAAUAUGAAGUAAUCUACAUACAAUCAUGCUUGCUGUAACCCACUUAUAAAAGCACAUAAUAGGUAUAUGUGACUGGUGUGGAUAAAUUUACAAGUUGAUGUGGAAAUUUAGUAUAAUUUUAUUAUGUGUUCAGAGCUUUCAUAAUCUAAAAGAUCACAAAGUUAAUGGUUCAAUCAAUGGUAUCCCAAUUACAGAGGAAAAAGAGAAUGCUAAGCUGGAGAGUGAUCUUUCAAAAAAUAAAGAGAAGCUUACAAGAGCUCUGGAAUACAGAGCAGAUCGAGAAGAACUCAAAGAUCAAAUUAGGAGAAGUAAACAGGCAAUCGAGUCACAGAAAGAGGAAGUAGAGCAGGCCAGGAAAGACUUAGAUGAGGAAAGACACACAUUGAGGAUGGCACAGUGAGUAGGGCACAAGUCUGCAUGGUCUCACAGUUGAUCAAGAUAUUAUCUUUACUUUGUUUCUACGCUUUGGAGCACACUGGCUUUUUCUUCCCCCCUCCCCCUCAGGCAUUUGAACUUUUGGAGGUUGGUUCAUUGAAAUUCCUGAUCCAUGGAGCCAAAAUUGUGCUCAAAUGCCCCGCCCAAGUACUGGUUUCAUCCUCAAUUUUUUUGUUUUUGUGAAAGGCAAAUUAUUAGCCCCUGUGACUCUCUUGUAGACCCUUCCUUCUGAGCCAUCUGCCCACAAUGACAGUUAAAUGCUUGUGGGUUGCCCAGGAGGAUGUUGAAGCUUCAAAUUGAAUGGUGUAAAUUACAUCUACAAACUGACUGAAUUCAAAGUGAAUAUAUAUUAAUAAGAAAAGGUGUUGCAUGAUCAUGCAAUUUUUUAUUCUUUUUGUUAAAUCAGGGCCAGAGCUCAGGAGAAGGGAAGAAAAAUUCAAAUUUUAAAUCUGGAGCUCACUGAAGUCAAGGACACCUUGCAGGUUUGUUUCUUUGGUUUAUUCCUAUUUAGAUGACUGUGUCAAUAUGAAUAAAUUUGUAUCAUGCUUUUCAGAUGAGUGAUUAUUUUCUUAAAAUGUUUCCCUUUUUAUUUUCCAUUCACAUUACUCGUGGUGUUUGUGUCAAUUUUAGAUUGCCAGGAAUGUUAUUGAUGAAAAAGAAAAGAACAUGAAAAGUUUGAGGGAAAGUUUGGAAACUGAGAAAGAAUUAAGGGUCAAGCUGGAAAAGGUAGGUCAGGCUGACAACGAAUUUAUUUUUAAGUUGUAACAAUGAUCAGUCAAUUUUAGCAGUGAAAGAAUAAAGCAUCAGACCUUAGAGGUCACCUUUCAUUUAUUAGAGGGGAGAAGGCUGGUGCAAAAUGGGGGAAGGGUCAUUAUAUUUUAUACAACCAAAAAGGGGAGGGUCAUGGAAUUAUUCCAUGACUUGAAAACAUUUUUCUCUAUUUCGUUACCAUGCUAAAAAUUAACCAUCUUUCUUAUUCUAUUUAUCUAAAUAUUGUUUAAUAAAAUAGAUACUUAUAUAUGUGUAUAAAUAUGUAUAUAAAUACAUAUGUUUCUUAUUGGGCUUUCUAUAAAUCCAGCUGUUGUGUAAUUCACAUGCAGCUGUAUGCAAGUAUUGUAAAAAAUAUGAUUAGAAGAUAUUUUGAUUCUUGUAACAGAUCAUAAGUAAAGAAAUUCUUUUUUGUGAACAUAAGAAACGUAAUAAAUAUCAGUAAAUUUACAAUUUUUCAUUUUCAACAGGAGCUAGACAUCAAGUCACAUAUUGAGAAGAAAUUGAAAUUUACAGAGGAGGAGAAACAUAGAGUUGAAUGUCGGCUGAAAAACACUGAACUGGAGUUAAAGGAAACCGAGACAAGUCUGGAACAAUCAAAUAGCAAGAGAAAAGUAAGUUGAAAGUUAAGAGAGCGUAUUGAGUACCAAAAUUGAAAACAGCCCUACCCCACUCAACCCCCCUCUCUCCCCCCCCCCCCAAAAAAAAAUGGAAGAACAAAGUGUUAUGCAGCAGCCUCACAAAGUUCACUGCCAAAAGGCCGUGAUGAUCCUGUUCCUUCCAUUUCAGCCUAUUGCCGGCAGAGGCUACCUUAUUAACGGUGUGGCAUGGGUAUGGUAUUGUCUACAGUUUACGAACCAGAGACAUUUCAUAUUUUGCGGGAACGAAAAUAUUCAGAUUCAAAUGAUAGCAAUUUCUGCAAGGAAUUUAAUUUUUGCGAUAUUCUGUUUAAAGAGUCGGACAUUUAAAAGAAAAGAAGCAUAAUAUUAUUACAAUUAUAAAUUGUCUAAUUAUACAGAGUGGGCCUACAUGGCAGGUGAUGUAUAGAGUGAUAUUACGAGUGAGUCGGAGUAUAAAGAUAAUGAAGAGACGCUUGAUUUGCCCGCUGAGCUUUAAUUCUUAAUUGGGCUGUAGGUCGUACAUUCUUUAAGCGUAUAAUGUCUUUUAUUUCCUCUUUUUUUCUGAAACUUACUGCGCGGAUCGAAGUGUCUCUGAAAUUGGGAGCCGCAAUUGGUUUUUGCUAUCCGGUAUUUAUUUACUUGGAUUUCUCAGCUUCAUCUUGCUGUUCAAUUCCAUCUGUACAAAAACCCUGACAAUCUCUUCGUCUGAAUCUCUACCUUGCAGGAACUGGACCAGAACAUAGAGAACUUACAAAAUGACAAAAAGCAACUCAACAGUCAACUUGAAGGAAAAUCAGCUGAAAUAUCAACCUUGACUGGACGCAUCAAAGAGCAAGAAAAAAACUUAGGUGAAAAGUUCAUGGAAAUAGUACGGCUUCAAAGUGUAGUUGAUGACCUUAAAGACCAGCUUGAGGACGUGUUGAUAUCUUAUGAGAAUGACCGUGACUGGUGGAAGCAGAGAGCUGACAAAGUGUUGGGGUAAGUGUGAAGGCAUUAUUUUGUAUCGCAAAUUAUCUAAAAUAAAACCUGCUAGUAAAAAUUAAUUCGACCAUAAUCUUUGAGAAAGAUUUUCAGAAGCAAUCUGCCUACCUUAGCCGUUAGCCUGAUUCACUGACCCAUUUUCGCGGUAAAGAUUACACUCUUCAAUUUGAAUAGAGCAACGGCACCUUCUGUCUCAACAAAAAAAAUAGUUAUUUGAGUCAUGAACGCCUUUUUUGCAAGAGAAAAAAAAUUAGAAAAAAAGGGAGGGAGACUGAUUAGGAAUUGGUUAGCGGCCAAGUUUCGAGGUAAUAUUCAAAUGGCGGCAUCCUUAUUCUCAAUUUUACCACAUUUCAAGACAAUUUCAGAACGAUAAGUAUCCUUGAGGUAGGAAUUUAAAACCCCUAUUAUAAUAUCUUAUAUAAUUUUUUAACACGUAGGCAAUACGUAAAUGCUUUUGGGACAGACUAGUUUUGGAUCGAUGUCAGUGGGUGAGCAACUGCGCACGUAUUCCUGAAAAAAAGGAAAGAUCCUUGACCCUUCACUGUGAUAUGUAAGUGUCUCAGGGGUGAUUUUACAAAAACACCUUUCCUUGCAGGAAGAGACCUAAAAGCGCCCCACCCAAGAGGAGGCCAGGCAGUGAAUUUCAAAGUGGUGGAUCAAGUUUAGUACGUAGACGCCUUGCGCACAAAAUGGGUCCACCGUGUUUGAACCAAAGUUACAUUAAUAGCUCACAUAAGGUAGACAUACAUCAAUGUUACUCAGACUUAUCUCAGUUUGGUGAGCCGUAGCUUGUAAAUUGUACUCAAACGCUUUCAGAUUGAGUGUCCUGAAAAUCAACUCAAAAUAAUCAAAACAGCCAAUCGGAGCAAAUGUAAUAAUUUCACAAGGAUUCCGUAAGAGCUCAAAAAAAAUAUUUGUAGUCUGCCCAUGGCACGGUGUAAGGCAAGUGGCCAAUUACCGAUUGGGAUUAGUUUUGCUUUCUGUUUGUAGCAGAAGGUAUCGUUUUAGAUUGUAACUUUUCUAAACUAAACAGAGAGUGAAAUAAAGCAAAACCAAAGCGAUCGCACAUUUCUUUCCAUGCUUAUUUGAAAAUCGGGUAUAUUUAGUCGGUCUGCUUGAUUUUAUUUUGGUUUCCUUGUGAUCUUUCCUUGUGAUCUUUUCCUGUCAUUUUAUUUCCGACGUGGUUAGUUUGAAUUUGGUUUUGCUACAAUUAAUAACCCUUUCACUCCCAAGAUCUCAUUAGUAAUUCUCCUUACUGUCUGCCAUACAGUUCUUAUAAUGUUAGUUCUGAGAAUUUGAUAUUGAAUCAACUAAUAAUCCUCUAACUGAUAUUUUUCUGUAUUCUCAUCACUUGCCUGUUUGAUAUUGUAUUGAUUUACUAAGAAGAAAUUCUGUCUUGGUCGCUUAUGGGAGUUAAAGGGUUAAGGAACGCUUCAUCACAAACUUCGAGUUAAAUAGUUAAUUUUGUGACGAUAGAUUGGACGGAUGAGACCUGUACCUGCAGGAGAAGAACAAACACCUCAAGUCACAAACGGUGAUCUUGCUGAUGGCGGGCCAGGACAUCAUUCAGCACCGGAGACCACCCCUAGACCUCCAAGUGCUUCUCCUUCAGACAGGCCGAGACCGAAACGUCCCAUGUCGUCAUAUGGUGUAAGGUCACACACACCUCUCCUGACUUGGUCACGUGAUACAGCGGGAUACCACAGCGACCUGGGUGGUAUUUCGGAGGGAACCGGUCUUAAUGGUUACGAUGCUGAUGAUGAAGUUUUCUCUUCGGGUAGUGUCCAUAAAGGAGACAAAGUUAUGAUACAAAGCAGAGUAACUGGUACGUAGUGUAAGAGUUAUCAUCACUAUUUUCUGUCCCAUGCCUCGUGCGGUUUCGCCGUUCGUUUUCACGGUUCCACCACUUGAUGCAUUAAAGCGCCCACAAAACCGCAAGCUACAUGUGUUAAGACGUUAAGAUUCAAUAGUACAUUACGAUUAGGAGUUUAAGAUUUUCAUAGCAAUGUUUUUGGCUGAAAAAAUAUCGAUGGUUUCCUGAAGCGCUUAAGCUAAAUUACGCGGAUACAAGGGGCCUGAACAAGGAUAAAAACACAAUUUAUCUUCAUCAGAUUUCGCGAAAAACAGACCCAUAACGUUUGACGGACAAACAGCUCUCCACUUGACUCUGAUGAUAGCUUCCGCUUAGGUUGUCGAAACGUCUGUCACUACUACAAGCAACAGUCCUUUUCAAUACUAUUCCCACUCGGACGACCCGAGUUCACGAUCAACUAUUUACUUAUUUGUCGUCUCUCUCUUUCCUCAAAGGAGAAGAAAAGAUGAACUUGACAGGAAUGGUGAAGUACGUCAGCAAAUUUGAUAGCGGUGGGAGUAUAUUUGUAGGACUCAAAAUUGAUCACCCAGGUAAAGAAGCAACCAUGAGUAGGAUGGCUCCCAGGCUCUCUCUUCUACCUUGGAGAACGAGGCUGGGUUAAAUGGCCGCAACCAAUAGAUUAAUACUAUUAAGGAUGUUGAAACUUUCAAUAUUUCUGUUUCUGGAGGCUGACAGCUCAUGAACUUCAAAUCUGCCAUUCAGUUCUGAGGACCCCCUUGAAAUUCUAGUCUGUAAUAUUGUCCGUUCUUCCCAUCCCCUAGACCUACAUUUCAUCUGUCCACCCCAUUCCUCUUUAAGAGAGGCCGCUUUUGAAAAUGAAACAGAACGCAAGAUCUGAGGUUAUUUCAGCUGGCCUAAGACUUUUAUGAGCAGAACAUUAUUGCCAGUUUUGUCGAGAUUCAAUUGGUCACAUGGUAGUCGCAUGGAUUGAUGGAGUUGAAAAGCAAAGCCUUCAUGUUUUUUUGUUCUCUUACAAAAUAUUAUUCGAGCUUUGCUUACUAUUUCUCUAACCUUGUAACCUUUUAUCUUCAGGAGCUUUUGGUGGUCAGGAAUAUAGCAGAGUGAAGCUGUCAGACAUACAUGCUGUUAUGAAUCCUCGUGUAGGUACUUUUAAGUUUUGUUUGUCCGUUUGUUUGCCAUCGACGAUUAAUUUUGAACGCCGUGACCAGCUACUCUUUAAUCCGUACCACUAACUUGAACUGCGAAGAAAUACGAGAAGGAGGCUAUAAUUCGUCAAUAGUGAAUGGAUCAAAAAAGCUCUAGGAAAUAGCAUCAAGUUCGAUUUAGCAGGAUGUUCGAGUUUUAAAGAUACAUUCAUCAAUGGGCUAUAAUUAACUUAUAGGGUAUAAUUUUCAUGUGCUCUAAACACGACAACAUGUUUUCUUUUCUAACACUUGGGUGUUUUGCGCAUGUAUUUUGUAUGCUAGAUAUGAAAAUUAAACGCGCGCUUGACGCGCGUGUUAUAUACGAUUUCAAUGGGGUUAACCGAUAGCCUUAAAACGGCCAAACCUUUAACCUUAAAAAAAGGUAACCGUUCAAAAAAAUUCUGGUGACAACAAUGGGAUGAUGUCAACCGUUAGUCAUAAAAUGGCCAUAGUUUUAACUGCAAGCCGUAAAAGCCGUCACACCAUUGAGACCCUCGUAAUGGCGCAAUAUACGUGUAAGCAAUUCUGUAUUAAAAAAUUAGAACUCCUAGUUAUAAGAAUAUUUGUCCUUUUUGCAGACUCGUAACUUCUCUCGCAUCAGACCUAUGACAUUUGACUAAAUGCAAUACCCACACUGACGGCCAGUCAUGGAAUGCUAUUUUGCAAUUGAUGCAUGAAGUCCCAUUGCAAGAGCGCAAGUCGACCGAAGGAAUCAUCUGUCAUUCAAAAUAGUUAGUGUUAACCCUUCACACCUUAACGUCAGUAUCCAUAUUCUCCAUACUCGUCUUUAUACAUUUCCUUAGAAACUGACAAGGAGAAUUGGUUUAACAAUCAAAGCUACUUAGUUUGGCGAUCAUUUCUUCAAUUCUCAUGAUCGUAAUGAAUGAUUCACCAGUAUUAUUGCAGAGAGAAAUUAUAUGUUAGUCACUCGUAGAGUUUAAAAGAUUUAAGAGGCAUUUACUGCUCUUCUCCCAUUUCACAUUGACCUUCUUUACAGACGCUAAGCAAACAAUUAGAUUGAUUUUUUAAAUUUUUAUGAGUGUGUUCAUCAGUAGAUCCCAAUUAUUUCUUAUAUAAGAAUGUUCUAAGUAUUCAUGCAUUUGAAUGUUUUCUCACAAAAAAUAUUUUUUUGGUAAAUCAAAUUUUAUAAAAUCGACAAAUCAUUUUAAUAUUUAUUUUAUUUUUUUUUUGGUAUCUGAUAUUUUUACUGUGGUAGAGCUUUCAAUUAUGAAAUGACCAACGAUUUGAACGUUUUUUUCACCAACUAUAUAGAGUGUAGUAUUAAAACGAAAAUAGUGUUUAAUUUGUACGUGUAUAUAGUGCCGGAUAAUUUGAGAACUUAUAUAGCCGUGUGACAGUUGCAAAUGUGUAAAGUAUUUUUCUAGCUAUUACAAUUAGAUACGCCCAUAAAUUUACAUUUAAUCUUUAACUUGAUUUUAUAAUACCCUAGACGUCUUACU